Drosophila bipectinata is the source of this 224-nucleotide messenger RNA. It is a transcript of the gene sloth2, whose product is annotated as sloth 2. The record is from RefSeq and is a predicted model, not a curated record. Gene Ontology annotation, biological process: mitochondrial respiratory chain complex III assembly. Lineage: Eukaryota; Metazoa; Arthropoda; Insecta; Diptera; Drosophilidae.
AUGCCCGCCGGAGUCUCGUGGGGUCAGUACAUGAAGUUCCUGGGCAGUGCCAUGCUGGCCAUGAUGGCCGGCUCCCAGGCUGUGCAUCUAUACUACCGCCCGCUUGAGGAUCUGCCCGUUUAUAUAGAGCGGGAGCGGCAGAGCCACGACACACAUCCCGAUUCCAAGCCACCGGAAACCACAUAAAACUCUGUAAUUCAUUUGACUAAAGUUAGUUAAGUUAA